AUGGGUUGCGCCACACUGUUGACCUUUGACCCGUGGCCCGCUCCAGUCAACAAGGGAGAUUAUGAAGGUGAGGUGGUUAUCUUUGGGUCCCCCACUGCCCAGCAGAAGGCCAAGGAACUGAUUGAAGACUUGGUGGCAGAUGGCGGCUCUAGAUUUUACGAUGGUGGUGGCAGGAGUGACUCAGUCUGGUCUUCCAGUCAAUUGAAGGCAUCCAAUGUCACCCAGCCUCGUGCAACAAUAGACUGGAAUGCUAUCCGAGAGAACAAGGACAAGUAUGAAGAGCUCAAAUGGAAGGACAUCCCACCCAUGAAGAAGAAGUUUUACAUAGAGAAUGAGUGUGUGUCCACGCGCACAACAGAGGAAGUCAGAGAAUGGAGGAAGGAGAAUAACAAUAUCUUUGUUGACGACUUGAAAGAGGGUGAGGAGAAGCGGCCUUUUCUCAAUCCCUGUUGCACUUUCCUGGAGGCCUUUGAGCUUUAUCCAGAAAUCAUGGAAAACAUUAAGAGAGUUGGCUUCAUCAAACCAACCCCCAUCCAGUCUCAGGCCUGGCCGGUGCUGCUGAGCGGGGAGGACCUGAUAGCCAUUGCACAGACAGGAACAGGGAAAACCCUGGCCUACCUGCUGCCAGGGUUCAUUCACAUGGACGGACAGCCUGUACCAAGGAACGAGCGCAGUGGUCCAGGCAUGUUGGUGCUGACUCCAACCAGAGAGCUGGCCCUGCAGAUUGAAACUGAAUGCAACAAGUACCGCUAUAAAGGCUACAAAAGUAUCUGUAUCUAUGGCGGAGGGGACAGGAAAGGCCAGAUCAACCUGGUAAAGAGUGGGGUGGACAUAGUUAUCGCCACACCAGGUCGACUAAAUGACCUGCAGAUGAACGAACUCAUCAGCCUCGCCUCUGUCACCUAUCUGGUGCUGGACGAGGCUGACAGGAUGCUCGAUAUGGGCUUUGAACCUCAAAUUAUGAAGAUUCUCCUGGACAUUCGUCCAGACCGACAGACGGUCAUGACCAGUGCCACUUGGCCAACUGGUGUAAGACGACUAUCCAAAUCCUACCUCAAGGAUCCCAUGAUGGUUUAUGUGGGCACCCUGGACUUGGCGGCAGUUGACACUGUACAGCAAACCGUGCUGAUCGUCAUUGAAGAAGAGAAAAAGUCCUACUUGUAUGACUUCAUCAGAAACAUGCUGCCCGACGAUAAAGUCCUCAUCUUUGUUGGCAAGAAGAUUAUGGCUGAUGACCUGUCGAGUGACAUGUGUCUGCAGGGUCUGGCUGUGCAGAGUCUCCAUGGUGACCGUGAGCAGUGUGACCGUGAAGAAGCCCUCAAGGACUUUAAAGACAGUCGAGUUCGUAUCCUGGUUGCCACAGACCUGGCGUCUCGAGGACUGGAUGUCCAUGACAUAACGCACGUCUUUAACUUUGACUUCCCACGUAACAUAGAGGAGUACGUCCAUCGCAUCGGCCGCACUGGCCGAGCUGGGCGUUCAGGUGCUGCUGUUACCCUGGUAACCAGGGAAAACUGGAGGAUGGCCCCUGAACUGAUCCCAAUCCUGGAGCGCUCAGGACAGGAGGUCCCUGAUGAGCUGGUGCUUAUGGCAGAAAGAUACGAGAAGCACAAGAGGGAGAAGGAUAUGUAUGAUCCAAGGGGAGGACAAGGACGAGUGGGGUGGAGAGAUGGAGGAAGAGGAGGCAGGGACUGGGGCCACUAAUACAUGAUUGUUCAUACAUGUCGGCAUAGUGUUUCCUUCUGUUUAGCGUUCUAAUAGGAAUAUAGUUGUUUUUUUCCCCUUAACAUGAUGGCGCAUAAUCUAAAUAAAAUGCCCAUGUUAAAUGUACAAUUUUAUUUAAUUGAACUUGAUCUUUUUUUGCUGGAUUCACAUAAUUUAAGGCAUCAUUUUUUAUUUAUUUAUUUUUUUUAAUGUUUGAAAUGCACAGUUUUUACAGUUUAUAAUUCACCAACUGCUGCAGAUAUAUUUUGAGUAUUUUGUUGUUUAUGUUGAAUUGGUAACUUCUGAACUGGUAAAUGCUGAAUGUUUGAUACAAUAACGGUUAACUCAGCUUUGCACAAUUUGAUCCACACUCCUGGAUGAUUUUAAAGGCAAAUGUUUGUCAUUUCCACCGGUAAAGUACCAAGUAGUCAAGUGUUGACCUUAAUCAGCUUCAGGACCUUGUCUGCACAUGGACAGUAAAUGCUGCUCUAACCGUGCAAGAGAUGUGAGGAACAGCAAGAAACAAACCUGUAGAUUGACGCAAAUUGAAAAGGAGAAUUAAAAUAUA
This is a messenger RNA of Solea senegalensis (Senegalese sole), 2272 nucleotides long. It is a transcript of the gene ddx43, whose product is annotated as DEAD (Asp-Glu-Ala-Asp) box polypeptide 43. The transcript has 15 exons. Bases 1 to 1704 code for a protein of 567 amino acids. The record is from RefSeq and is a predicted model, not a curated record. Gene Ontology annotation, molecular function: ATP binding; RNA helicase activity; RNA binding. Lineage: Eukaryota; Metazoa; Chordata; Actinopteri; Pleuronectiformes; Soleidae.